This is a messenger RNA of Colletotrichum navitas, 345 nucleotides long. RefSeq lists its product as uncharacterized. Lineage: Eukaryota; Fungi; Ascomycota; Sordariomycetes; Glomerellales; Glomerellaceae. The annotation marks the transcript as partial. The record is from RefSeq and is a predicted model, not a curated record. The transcript has a single exon.
AUGGAGAAUCCAUCUUUCCAUCGUGAGGUGGCCCAAGGCCUAGCGCAUUUCUACACCAAGUUGUCCACAACGCCUUACCUGUCACCUAACGACAUCCAACAUCCCCCGCCCGAGGGAUGGAGCGACGCUGAGCUGGACAUGGAUGGCCUACGAACCACAUUAGGUCGAUCCAAUACCGCUGUGGACCUUCUACGCCACCUUCCCUACGUGCGGCCUGUCGACAUAGGCCCUCAUACGGGUCAGUGGCCCAUCUUCCCGAGAACCAAGGCCAUGCGUUACCUGAGGGAAUAUGGCUCGCUGGUAGAUGGGAAUCUGGAGGGCUUGUUCGAGCUCGCCCACCUUCCU